This is a messenger RNA of Oncorhynchus masou masou (cherry salmon), 842 nucleotides long. Its product is annotated as oligodendrocyte transcription factor 3-like. NCBI's taxonomy places the organism in Eukaryota, Metazoa, Chordata, Actinopteri, Salmoniformes, Salmonidae. Gene Ontology annotation, biological process: positive regulation of transcription by RNA polymerase II; axon development; sensory organ development. The transcript has a single exon. The record is from RefSeq and is a predicted model, not a curated record. Gene Ontology annotation, cellular component: nucleus. Gene Ontology annotation, molecular function: E-box binding; protein dimerization activity; DNA-binding transcription factor activity, RNA polymerase II-specific. Bases 72 to 842 code for a protein of 256 amino acids.
CUUUGGGGAUUUAGUUGUCUUUUCUACUUUCGUGUAUAACGUUUAUUUUUUUUACUUAAUCAACGGCUGAGAUGGAUUCUGACGCUGGCUCCAACUCCAGCCGCUCCUCAUCUCCAGACCUGGUGGUGGAUGACUCCAUGGGUAGCUUCUUCUCCAACAAGAUGUUUCAGGCCUACUGCCGGGAGGAGGGGGCAGCCAGGGCUGCCGGCCAGGGCAGGGCUGACCGCUGUGCUGGGGGAGGCAAGAGCAAGACCCGGGCUGACCUCAAAGAGGGUGACGAUGUGCAAGACCUUAGGCUGAAGGUGAAUGGCAGAGAGAGGAAGAGGAUGCAUGACCUGAACCAGGCAUUAGAUGGCCUGAGAGAGGUCAUGCCCUACGCUCAGGGGCCCUCUGUUCGCAAGCUCUCAAAGAUCUCCACCCUGCUGCUGGCCCGUAACUAUAUCCUCAUGUUGUCCAGCUCUCUGGAGGAGAUGAAAAAGCUGGUUGGGGAUGUGUACGGAGGCAGUGGUGCCCAGAGUCGCACCAGCCACCCCCGGAUCACCCUUCCGGCCCCCACAGCCCAUCUCCCACUGCACCCCUUGGCCCAGAACCUGCACUCCCUGGUUGGCAGCACGGCCUCAGCUCUCCACCACCCCUCGCCUCCCCCUGCUCCAGCUCCACACUCACCGCCCUCUGCAAGCUACAUGGGCUUCCACCAUGCACCAGUACAGAGCCUGCUGAAGGACCCUCUCCACCUAGCCAGCUCCUACAGGCACUUCCCUGGAAUGCCCUGUCCCUGCUCGCUCUGCCAGCCUCUACCAACCACCACAUCCACCCUGCACAGCUUUUCCAUGGGCAAGUGA